Anopheles coustani is the source of this 2484-nucleotide messenger RNA. RefSeq names its product transcription elongation factor S-II (gene TfIIS). The transcript has 2 exons. Gene Ontology annotation, cellular component: nucleus. The record is from RefSeq and is a predicted model, not a curated record. Gene Ontology annotation, biological process: DNA-templated transcription; transcription elongation by RNA polymerase II. Lineage: Eukaryota; Metazoa; Arthropoda; Insecta; Diptera; Culicidae. Bases 328 to 1323 code for a protein of 331 amino acids. Gene Ontology annotation, molecular function: zinc ion binding; nucleic acid binding.
UAGUUGCCUUUUUCCGCGCAGACAGCGACGUCCAUCAUUUUUUCGGGCCCUCAAAUCGACUGCCGCGCAUUUCUUACGCUAAAAUAAAACACGUUCAACCAAUAGUGUAGCUCCGUUCCGCUGACUCCGUUCGUCGUAGGGUUACGAAAACAGGCGUACAUUUUACACUGCUAGCGGUUUGUUAGCUAAAACAGAGCUAGCACAGAAAAAGAACGCGCACCCUGCUGCAGCGGCCGUCCAGAUCCCAGCAAAACUCCAUUCUAGGAAGAAGGAAAACUACAAACACUGCUGCCGACGAAAAAGCCAUCCCGGCCGAAACCAGCAAAGAUGAACGUCGAGGAGGAGGUGUUUAGAAUCCAGAAAAAGCUCGGGAAAAUGACCUCGCUCUCGGAUGGAUCGGGUCAAGAGCAAGCACUCGAUCUUCUCCGGGAGCUGCAACGACUGAACAUCGAUCUGGACAUUCUGACCAAGACGCGCAUCGGCAUGACAGUGAACGAGCUGCGCAAGUGCAGUAAAGACGAUGAGGUGAUUAGCCUGGCCAAAUCGCUCAUCAAAAGCUGGAAACGUUUCCUUGCCGGGACUCCUCCUUCGAAGGACGGAUCGAAGGAUUCGAAAUCGUCCAGUAAAUCCUCCAGCAAGUCGAGCAGUAAAUCGUCCGACGGUAGCAACGCGGGCAGCGGCGGUCGUGAUGGUGGCGUUAUGGGCGAGAAAAAUGCCAGCGGAGGCGGUGGAGGAGCCGGCAACAAGAAGGACUCCGAUCGGGAGAAAGAAAGCAAAUCGAAAGCUCCACCCGCCAGCAGCAUGUCGAUGCAGUCGAGCAACACGACCGAUGCUGUCCGAUUGAAGUGUCGGGAGAUGCUGGCGAACGCGCUGCGCGUUGACGGGGAGCCGCCCGAGGGCUGCCAGACACCGGAGGAGCUGGGCGAGGAGCUGGAGGAGGCAAUCUUUGUCGAGUUCAAAAACACCGACAUGCGGUACAAAAACCGUGUCCGGUCGCGCGUUGCCAACCUGAAGGAUCCGAAGAAUCCUAGCCUGCGGGCGAACUUUGUCAGCGGGGCUAUCACGGCCCAACGGCUGGCCAAGAUGACCUCGGAGGAGAUGGCGAGCGACGAGAUGAAGCAUUUGCGUGAUCGGUUCGUGAAGGAGGCGAUCAACGACGCGCAGCUCGCCAUGGUGCAGGGUACCAAGACGGAUCUGCUCAAGUGCGGUAAGUGCAAGAAGCGCAACUGCACUUACAACCAGCUGCAGACGCGAAGCGCUGAUGAACCGAUGACCACGUUCGUCAUGUGCAAUGAGUGUGGCCACCGCUGGAAAUUUUGCUAGAUUGUGGAACGAUGCUGGGCUCCCUGGUUUCAUACAGCUUCCGGGAAGAAUCACUAGGGAAAAAUUAUCAUCAUUUGUGUCGCAAUGGCCCUAAUAUUCCCGGCGAUUUCCACCUACUACUUCUACAAUUACUAAACCACAUAUGGAACACUUGGUUUUAACUAGACGUACUGAUAAAAAGCGGACAUCGGAAUGUUGCAAAAAAGUGGAAUUACAACUAUUUGCUUUCAUCCAAUAUUAACAACUAAUUUUGUUGGUUAACCAUUGGAGAAGCCCUUUGAAUAUACAUGAUUCAUUUUCUUUUACCAAACCCCAACAUGGUAAACUAGUUUUCGCCUUAUAAAACGAUAUACGUUCGUUCUUGAUUGUACCAAACAAGUUCUAUGAGGAAUCUUCUUUUUAUUCCUAUUGUAAUAGAAUGGACAUUGUUCGAUAUGAUUUUUGGGUUAAUGAACCCUCAAAAUCAUAUAACCGCUUCAUUAAGCUAAAUAAGAUGUGUGGUGUUCUUCCCUAUGUACCCCCCCGAGAAACCCCAUGUCUUUCGUGACUGCUUUUUUUCGAUGGUUUAGAUAACUUUAAUCAUAAGUAAACGAAUGUGCAAAUGUGCCCAUAGCAGCGGUACAUCCGAAACAUACACAAUCAUCCCUUAUUGCUCACCCCCAACAAACAAACAAAGAAACAAACGAACACACAUCCGGAUCGUUUACGCACCGAGGCAAGAAACGAUCUCAAAAUCUUCAGCCAGGAUGCUAACGUCCCGGAUGGCUCGUGAAAUCCAUCAAUUAAAGUCCUGAUUCAGAGUGAUGCUACACACCGCAUCCAAUCGCGCAUAAUCUAGGUUAAAACAAAAACGGAUCAGUGUCAAAGAGAGAGUGCAUCGUCGCUGAAGAGCUGCAGGUUGGUGCGAAUCGCUGGGUGAACGACACCUCUAAAGGACAAACAUACAAAAUAUUAUAAAUGUACAUAACAGUAAGUAAUGUGUAAUUUUACGUCUUGUUUUACUAGAUAAAACAAAGUGUAAAAGAGAGGGUAGUAAUACGUGUGUUGUACCAUGAAAACAUCUGUUAAUGUAGUAUUUAUUUCUACCGCUAAAUAUCACGAGCUAAAAAUGGUAAUUUAAGUAAAGUGUAACGAUUAAAAAUUUGGUAAGAUUUUUUGUAA